Molecule: messenger RNA, 1204 nt
Organism: Drosophila eugracilis
Lineage: Eukaryota; Metazoa; Arthropoda; Insecta; Diptera; Drosophilidae
Product: phenoloxidase-activating factor 2
Exons: 2
Coding region: 17-1066 (349 amino acids)
Biological process (GO): proteolysis
Molecular function (GO): serine-type endopeptidase activity
Source: RefSeq, a predicted model, not a curated record
AGUUGGCGAGAGAGCUAUGCCACGACUCUGGGCGCUUUAUUUACUUUUCCAUAUUGGAUGCAUCCUUUUUAGCGAUGCAAGCCACGUUUGCUUGGGUCCCAAUCAGUGUGUUCCCAAAGAAAAUUGCCAGCAGCAGAAGCCUUUCCCUGACCUCAGUUGUAGUGACUCAGAGGUCUGCUGUGAGAAGUCCAAUGUGAUUGGCAUAACCUAUAGACCUUCAGUAUCUCCACCAAGCAUACUGUGUGGCAUGAGUAAUCCGAUUGGUCUCGAUGAAUACAAACAAGUAAAUGGCACCCAGGCGAGACCUGGGCAAUACCCCUGGGUUAUGGCAUUGUUUAGCAAGGGGAAAUACUUUGGAGGCGGUUCUCUGAUUACUCCUGGAUUAGUACUAACGGCAGCACAUAUUCUGAGGCACCAUUCCCUUGCCCACAUUAUGGUCAGAGCUGGCGAAUGGGACUUGUCCUCCAGUAAAAAACUGCUUCCGAUCGAGGAACGCCGUGUGACUAAGAUCGAGUCCCAUGAGGCAUUUGACUACAUAACCGGAGCUAACAACUUGGCGCUUCUCUUUUUGGAUUCGCCUUUUCAGUUAAAGGCUUACAUCCAGACCAUUUGCUUACCCAUUCCGGAAAAGUCGUUCGAUGGAAGGCGCUGCAUGGUUGCCGGUUGGGGCAAGAGAUCAUUUGAAGAUGCACAAAUUUUGUCCAUACAACAGAGGGUCGUCCUGCCCAUAGUCGAAACUUUAAAGUGCCAGGAUCAGUUGAGACAAACGGCCUUAGGCGGCAAGUAUCAGCUUCCUGCUAGGAUAAUUUGUGCCGGCGGAGAACAGGGCAGGGAUAUUUGCUCUAAAUUUGGAGGAUCUGCCCUUUUUUGCUCCUAUGACGACGAACCCAAUCGCUACGAGCAGGUCGGAAUCGUUAAUUUUGGCGUAGGGUGUGGCCAGGAAAAUAUUUCGGCGACCUACACACAAGUUUCUGAAUUCAGAGAGUGGAUUGAUCCGCAUUUGGAGCAAGUGGUCAGCGUGCCAGGAAAUUUGGUUACUAUCGUGCAGGGUCAUCUUCGAAAAUAAGAAAAUUUCUUUGAAAUUUUGUAUAAUGAAAUUAAAGAAUCCCAAAAAAUGGUAUAUAUUUUCUUUUCCGUUCUUAUAACUUUUCAAAAAAGCACACCAAAAUACUGUGUUUCCAUGUCAUCCCGAAUCGUCUAUACC